This is a messenger RNA of Octopus bimaculoides (California two-spot octopus), 1718 nucleotides long. RefSeq names its product cardioacceleratory peptide receptor. The record is from RefSeq and is a predicted model, not a curated record. Gene Ontology annotation, cellular component: plasma membrane. NCBI's taxonomy places the organism in Eukaryota, Metazoa, Mollusca, Cephalopoda, Octopoda, Octopodidae. Gene Ontology annotation, biological process: neuropeptide signaling pathway. Gene Ontology annotation, molecular function: vasopressin receptor activity; neuropeptide receptor activity.
AGUUGACCUUCCUUUGGCUCCUCUUCGCCUCCAUAGUCUUUGGUAACAUCACCGUCCUUGCUGCCAUCUACUUCACAAAGACCAACCGACGCAACAGAAUGAAUUUCUUUAUCAUGCAUCUCGCUCUGGCAGAUCUGAUGUCUGGCCUCAUCAGUGUCUUGAUGGAUGCAAUAUGGAAACUUAUCAUACACUGGUACGCUGGCAAUCUAAUGUGUAAGGUUGCACGGUUUUUACAGGCGAUGGUCACGUUCGGCUCAACUUACCUCCUCGUUGCCCUCAGUCUCGACCGUCUCGAUGCUGUUGCUUGGCCAUUACACUUCACCAAGAGCCCUUAUCACGGCAAGAUCUUAGUUUCUCUGGCAUGGUUCUUCUCCAUACUUUUCUCCAUACCCAUGUUUUUUAUAACCAAAGAAGUGACGGAAGACGACGGCAUCAACAAACAAUGUUGGAUAGACUUCACAGAGGAUUGGCAAUGGCAGCUCUACAUGACCUUAGUGUCCGUGGCCUUGUUUAUAAUUCCUGCAGUAAUUAUAAUUAUUUGCUAUGCCAUCAUCAUCCACAUUAUUUGGAGUCAAGGUAAAAAGAUAACGGCUGACGAAUGCACGGAAAACGUCACGAAAUCAGCCAGCAAUAGAUCACAGACAAAAAUCUCUAUGAACAUAGCCAACCAUUGUUCUAGAAGUCUCAUACCUCAGGCCAAGAUUCGAACCGUGAAAAUGACUUUUAUCAUCGUUUUAGUUUUUAUCGUCUGCUGGAGUCCCUACAUGAUAUUCGAUCUGCUUCAAGUUUACGGAUAUUUUCAGCCCACUCAACGAACUAUCGCCAUUUCAACAUUCUUCAACAGUCUAGCACCUUUAAAUAGUGCUGCCAAUCCGAUCAUUUACGGUAUAUUUAGCACACGAAUCUGCCAGAAUCUCAGAAACAUCCCAUGUCUCAGCAAACAUUUCGGCGAGAGGGACUCGCGCCACACGCGCUAUGGAGUUACAAGCACUGGGAAUUCGCUACAAAUACAACCAUCACAUUCACGCCCUCAAUCUUCAGCAUCUUCUCGUCUAAAUGCUAAACAGCCGGCACAGUUUUUAUACAAUUCCACCAAUGCCAAGGGUGUGAGGAGUGUUUCUCCCAAGAGUCAUUCUAUUUUGAUGAAAAGAAUGGUUGUUCAUUUAGAUGACGCUUCAUAGAAAAACAUUCACGGUGAAAAAGAGGGUGAUAUUAGUCAUCCAAAACAUCUACAUUAUUUCAUUGACUUUUGUCUUAUUCUUUAAAAGUAUUGUAUACUCUAAAGUGUCAAACGUUUUCAUACAACAUCUCUAUCUAAUUCCAGAUUAAAUUAGGUUAAAACAGCCAUUCAUGUAUCAGAUUUCAUGCAGAUAUAUAAUGAUAGGCUAUUGAUAACGCCUAAAGACGCAGAAAUGCAUUCGGAAAUGCAUUCGGCGUUCUCAUUCACCGCUGCUCAGAUGAGUUUCGCUUCUCUUUCUGUUACAUACAUUUGAGACACGGCGCAUCCAUAGGAGACACUGUUUUCGGACGAAUACCACAGUGCAUUUUGCUUAUCACAAUAUAUCUACAUUACAUAAAUGGCUAUACCUACCUACCUACCUACCUACCUACCUACCUAACUACCUACCUACCUACUUGCCUACCUACCAACCUACCUACCUACAAACAAACAUUCAUUCAUUCAUACACACAUACAUACAUACAUACAUACAUACAUA